Molecule: messenger RNA, 5297 nt
Organism: Xiphophorus hellerii (green swordtail)
Lineage: Eukaryota; Metazoa; Chordata; Actinopteri; Cyprinodontiformes; Poeciliidae
Gene: ago1
Product: argonaute RISC component 1
Exons: 19
Coding region: 113-2689 (858 amino acids)
Molecular function (GO): RNA binding; protein binding
Source: RefSeq, a predicted model, not a curated record
GCCGAGAGGAGGGGGCUGGAAGACUGAGACGCCUCCAGCCUGAAGGGGCCGGCGGUUUGGCCACAGCAGCCCCGGACUAGCUAGCUUGUACCUUCGUGGCUAAGUGAAUGGGAUGGAGCCGGGACCGUCUGGCGCUGUGCCCUUGGGGGCCUUUCCCCCACCCCUGCAGCAGGUGUUUCAUGCCCCCCGGCGGCCGGGCAUGGGCACCGUGGGCAAGCCCAUUAAGCUGCUGGCCAACUACUUUGAAGUGGAAAUCCCAAAGAUGGACGUCUAUCACUAUGAGGUGGACAUUAAGCCUGACAAGUGCCCACGGCGAGUCAACAGAGAGGUGGUGGAGUACAUGGUUCAACAUUUCAAGCCCCAGCUCUUUGGUGACAGGAAGCCAGUUUAUGAUGGCAAGAAGAAUAUUUACACCGUCUUAGCACUUCCUAUUGGGAGUGAAAAGGUGGAUUUUGAGGUAACUAUCCCUGGUGAGGGGAAAGAUCGAAUCUUUAAAGUUUCCAUCCGCUGGUUGGCCAAAGUGUCAUGGAGGCUGCUACAGGAAACUCUUGUCAGUGGUCGACUGCAAGUCCCCCUUGACUCAGUUCAAGCCUUGGAUGUGGCUAUGCGCCACUUGGCCUCUAUGAGGUACACUCCAGUGGGUCGGUCCUUCUUCUCCCCACCUGAAGGAUACUACCACCCACUUGGUGGGGGGAGGGAGGUCUGGUUUGGCUUCCAUCAGUCUGUGCGUCCCGCCAUGUGGAAGAUGAUGCUUAACAUUGAUGUGUCUGCCACGGCCUUCUACAAAGCCCAGCCUGUAAUUGAGUUCAUGUGUGAGGUUUUGGACAUUCGCAACAUUGAUGAGCAGCCCAAGACCCUUACAGACUCACAGAGGGUUCGCUUCACAAAGGAAAUUAAAGGCCUGAAGGUCGAGGUGACACACUGUGGGCAAAUGAAGAGAAAAUAUCGUGUAUGCAAUGUCACCAGACGUCCUGCCAGCCAUCAAACGUUUCCCCUUCAGCUUGAAAGUGGGCAGACGGUAGAAUGUACAGUGGCCCAGUACUUCAAGCAGAAGUACAACUUGCAGCUUAAAUACCCCCACCUACCUUGUUUACAAGUUGGGCAGGAGCAAAAACACACCUACCUGCCACUGGAGGUGUGUAACAUUGUAGCGGGUCAGCGGUGCAUUAAAAAGCUGACGGAUAAUCAGACCUCCACUAUGAUUAAAGCCACAGCUCGCUCUGCGCCCGACAGGCAGGAGGAGAUCAGCAGGCUGAUGAAGAACGCUAACUUCAACCUAGACCCAUACAUCCAGGAGUUUGGGAUCAAGGUGAAGGAUGACAUGGCUGAAGUGACAGGCAGGGUGCUGCCAGCUCCCAUUCUACAGUAUGGCGGACGGAACCGGGCUAUCGCGACUCCCAACCAGGGAGUUUGGGACAUGAGGGGGAAGCAGUUUUACAAUGGCAUUGAGAUCAAAGUCUGGGCGAUCGCCUGCUUUGCCCCACAGAAGCAGUGCAGAGAGGAGGUGCUCAAGAACUUCACAGACCAGCUGCGCAAGAUUUCAAAGGAUGCGGGGAUGCCGAUUCAGGGCCAGCCGUGUUUCUGUAAGUAUGCCCAGGGAGCCGACAGCGUGGAACCCAUGUUCAGACACCUGAAAAACACCUACUCUGGACUUCAGCUCAUCAUUGUCAUCCUACCUGGGAAAACUCCCGUUUAUGCGGAGGUGAAGCGUGUGGGAGACACUCUGCUCGGCAUGGCCACGCAGUGUGUCCAGGUGAAAAAUGUUGUAAAAACAUCGCCUCAGACUCUCUCCAACCUCUGCCUAAAGAUCAAUGUGAAGCUGGGAGGAAUAAACAACAUCCUGGUUCCUCACCAAAGGUCUGCCGUGUUUCAGCAGCCGGUUAUCUUCCUGGGAGCAGAUGUCACGCAUCCACCAGCUGGAGAUGGCAAGAAGCCGUCUAUUACUGCUGUGGUAGGCAGUAUGGACGCCCAUCCCAGCAGAUACUGUGCCACAGUGCGUGUUCAGAGACCCCGGCAGGAAAUCAUUGAAGAUUUGUCUUACAUGGUGCGGGAGCUGCUCAUCCAGUUCUACAAGUCGACGCGCUUCAAGCCCACCAGGAUCAUUUUCUACAGAGACGGGGUUCCGGAGGGACAGCUGCCGCAGAUUCUUCACUAUGAGCUCCUGGCCAUCAGAGAUGCGUGCAUAAAGCUGGAGAAGGAUUACCAGCCUGGUAUCACCUACAUUGUGGUCCAGAAACGCCACCACACACGCCUCUUCUGUGCUGACAAAUCUGAAAGAAUUGGGAAGAGUGGCAAUAUACCUGCAGGGACUACAGUGGACACCAGCAUCACUCAUCCCUUUGAGUUUGAUUUCUACCUGUGCAGCCACGCAGGCAUACAGGGCACCAGCCGGCCGUCUCAUUAUUACGUCUUAUGGGACGACAAUCGUUUCACGGCAGAUGAGUUGCAGAUUCUAACCUACCAGUUGUGCCACACGUACGUUCGUUGUACCCGUUCCGUCUCCAUCCCUGCGCCGGCCUACUAUGCACGGCUUGUGGCCUUCCGUGCCCGCUAUCAUCUGGUGGACAAAGAACAUGACAGUGGGGAGGGCAGCCAUGUAUCGGGGCAGAGUAAUGGCCGGGACCCCCAGGCGCUGGCUAAAGCUGUUCAGAUUCACCACGACACUCUGAGGACCAUGUACUUCGCCUGAGCUUCACCAGCCAUCGUCACCUUUGUUCCCUUCCACCUCAUUUUUACCUGAGUGGGCGGAAAGCCCACUCCCGCCUCAUCCCCAUCCCUUACUCCUGACAACUACCCACUACACACACUUCCACAGACCUGCCAGCCAGUCUUCUUCAAUCCAAAAAACACAACGUCCUCCUGUAAUUACGGGCUGAGCCUGCAGCCUCAUGCACUCGAUAGGUUUUGAAUAUCAUUUUGUUGUUUUUACGUUAUCAGGACAGUUGCUUUUAUAUGUUGAUUUAAAAAAAAAAAAGUGAAUAUUAUUAUGUAAUUGUAUUGUACGCUACCUUCACACUCCUAUCAAUGUAAGUAUGCAAUAGAGAUGGGAGGAAAAAUAGGCUCUAGAAAGGGCGAAAAAAAAACUGGUUAAACUUUUUUUUUUUUUUUUUUACUACCGCCACAAUGCUGCCUCUACCCAUCCGAAAGACGGAUGCCAGUGUUCCAAGCCCCUGAGAGUGGGGAUCCUCCAGGUGGGCGGUACUGAGCAUGCACACACACACACACACACACACACAUAUACAAUUUUUAACUACUUCUUGACUUGCAUUCAUGUUUAGAUUUUUUUCUUAAAUGAUGUUAUGCUUAUUGUUUAAAAAAACAGCCUUGAAGAGUCUUGAGGUAUGGUACAUUAGCACUUAGUGUUAGCAUGUAGGUGCCACCAGUCCUGCACAUAAAGAGUUUGGUAGUCAUGCGAGGCUAUCCCUCUGGCCUUUGUAUUAGCACUGAGAAGGAGCGGGUGUAGCGACUGUAGAUGCAGGAGAGAGAUGCUGCUGCACUCUCAGUUCUGAUUGGCUAGUCCCUAGAGAUUUAGCCUAUAGACGCAAGCGUAGCGUAACACUAGAGGGACCAUUUGCAUAGAGUGUAUCAAAUAUACUUGCACCCCAUGCACCUAAACCAGCAUUAUUAACCAGCCAAAAGUGAUGCCAACCAAUGAAAAAGGGGCACAUAAACAGGAAGAUAAUCUUUUAUUUCUGUAUUCAUUGCUCUUUAAGGAUUUAUGAGGCACUUUUGUUUACUUACUGAUUUUAUUUUACAAAAUGAACUUAGAAACUUGACAAACUACUUUAAACUUUCACUCCAACACUUGCAUUGUUUUCAGAACAAAGGCAACAUGCAAGGUCAUCUAUCCUUGCAUGUUGAACUAUCCUGGACAUUUGAAAGCAGAAAAACAAAGUCUGUGAUCACUCAAGUGCUGCAAAGCUGAACACGCAUUCAGCCAGGGGCCUUGCUCUGAUCGUUCUGCACAUCAUCAUUCCUACUUGUAUCGGUGGUAGUGAAGCCACACAGUGCAUUCUAACACUUCAAAUCACAACAUUCUUGUCAUACCUGUACACACCUAUCUUCCAUCUGUCCUGCUCUUCCCACUGCAGGCAUUUACAUAUCAUUGCCUGGAAAACAAAAGCACAUGUAUCUGAGCUCUUGGUUUCUAUCUCAGCCUGUAGAGAAAAAACUAAGCCAAUGCACUUGUCUCAUCUCCCAUUCAGGCCAAACUAUCACUGCAUUGGCCUCUUCCGUCAAUCCUUCCUUGCCAAUUGCUUUCCACUUUUGGCGUUAUAGACAUUCAGCAUCCUCUGCCCCAAUCCCCUUGUCUGUGUUUGCCAAAUUUCUAUUGGUGCUCUGUGUGCAUGGGCGGCACAGACGGGGAAUUGCUCAUUGGACAGGGUGGGCCUCUAUUACUACUACUUAAUAUGCCCUGCCUUUUACAUCGUGUAGUUCUCUGGAUUUAUAGGGGAAAAAUGCAUGUAAUUAUUAUUUUUUAUUGACUGGAUAUUCUGAGCCACCUUACUUUGGUUUUCUUAGAGGUAGGAGCCUUGUGCUCGCCACUGCCUGUUAAUUGUUUUGCCUCGAUUGUGUAAUGGUUAUAAAGACUGCUAUUUUUUGUCAUUAUGAAUAUUGUGACUAUUGUCAGUGUUUCCUCAAGAGGGCACUGUGGAGACAGUCUCAAAAUUCCACCUCAGCUGCCCUUACAACGCCUCAAAUCUUGUCUGAUGGUCAGAGCCCCCUUAACUUCGAAAGGGAUUGUGAGAAAAGAGGUCAGACGAGUUUGAUUUUAAAAUCGUAUUUAUGAACUUGCAUAAUCAGAAUGCCUUUGUACGCCGUUUUACUGAUCCUUCAUUGUGUCCAAGGUGAUUUGUAUAUAUAAAUAUAUAAUAUUUACAUGUUAUAUUUUGGCCCAACACACGCGGGGCCUUUUCACUCUUGAGGCCAGUGUUUUACUGCUUAUUCUGUACUCGACAAAUACCAGUCUGGGGAUAUUUCCCGGGCACCACUUAAACCAGAUGCAGUUCUUCACUUGCCGAAGCCACAAAAGCACCUUGCAAAGGGGAGACACAAAAAUUUGCAGUCACCCUAGAAAUGUAUCGUGGACACAGGAGAGUCCGUUCCUCUCUACACAGCCUCACGGUCUGUCAAAGCAAUAUUGAAGCCACUGAUCAAGAACAGUCCUUCUCAUAGCACUUCCCAAUAGAUAUGAAUGAAAUGACAUGGAAGCAUAUUAUGUUGGCUCUGUGUGUGAUAGUAUUGGAACUCUGUUGGGGAGGGUUAUUUUUUAAUGAAAAUAAAAUUUGUUUUUUUAA